CACUGUCUGCAGCCCAAGCUUCUCAGGGUGGGGCCCCGCAGGCAUUGGAGCUGCAGUCCCCACUGGCCCGGCGACACGGCCAGGGGGACUGCGGGUCCGCUCCCUGGGGUGUCUUUCCCUUCUUCCUCCUCUGCCUCCGCAGGGCCAGUUCCAUUCAACAGAUUAGCAAGACAUCUACAAAAAGAGGCCCAAGCUCAACACAAUAAUUCUGAAUUCACAGAAGAACAAAAGAAAACCAUAGGUAAAAUUGCAACAUGCUUGGAAUUGCGAAGUGCAGCUUUACAGUCCACACAGUCUCAAGAAGAAUUUAAACUGGAGGACCUGAAGAAGCUAGAACCAAUCCUAAAGAAUAUUCUUACAUAUAAUAAAGAAUUCCCAUUUGAUGUCCAGCCUGUCCCAUUAAGAAGAAUUUUAGCACCUGGUGAAGAAGAGAAUUUGGAAUUUGAAGAAGAUGAAGAAGAGGGUGGUGCUGGAGCGGGGUCUCCUGAUUCUUUUCCUGCUCGAGUUCCAGGUACUUUAUUACCAAGGUUGCCAUCAGAACCAGGAAUGACCUUACUCACCAUCAGAAUUGAGAAAAUUGGUCUGAAAGAUGCCGGGCAGUGCAUUGAUCCCUAUAUUACAGUUAGCGUAAAGGAUCUGAAUGGCAUAGAUUUAACUCCUGUGCAAGAUACCCCUGUGGCUUCAAGAAAAGAAGAUACGUAUGUCCAUUUUAAUGUGGAUAUUGAGCUCCAGAAGCAUGUUGAAAAAUUAACCAAAGGUGCAGCUAUCUUCUUUGAAUUCAAACACUACAAGCCUAAAAAAAGAUUUACCAGCACCAAGUGUUUUGCUUUUAUGGAGAUGGAUGAAAUUAAACCCGGACCAAUUGUAAUAGAACUAUACAAGAAACCCACUGACUUUAAAAGAAAGAAAUUGCAAUUAUUGACCAAGAAACCACUUUAUCUCCAUCUACAUCAAACUUUGCACAAGGAAUGAUCCUGAUGUGAAUAACUUGGAACUUCUGUGAAUUUUACCACUCAGUAGAAACCAUCAUAGCUCUGUGUAGCAUAUUCACCCUUCAAUAGGCAAGAGAUGAGCCAUACCCAUGCCAGUAGGCAAGCAAGUCCAUUGCAAAGCUGUACCACAGAACUCAAAGUCCAGCACAGCACUGACAUAUAAGACUCCUUUGGAUACAGGUUUAUUGUAGAUUUUGAGACAUAUUUUUACUUUUCUAUUAAUUGUGCAAUUAAUAGUCUAUUUUGUAAUUACCACCGAUUCUACCCUGCUUCCUGGAACAAUACUCUUGUGGCAGGUGUGUGCUCAUCUUCAAAACUUAAUACAGCAAUAAGAAUGUGCUAAGAGUUUACACAUCUGCUCACUUUUGCUCCAGUUUGCUUUUUUGGUUUAACUUCAAACUAUGGGUUGAGGUGGGGAGGAUAGUACCAAACUGCUUUGAAAGGACCAGUUAUGCUGCCUAGGAAGGUUGGUUUGGACGUUUAUAGGCUGCUUCUUAGAGGUAUCCUAACUUCACCCUGAUCUGAUAGUUCUCCUUAUUAGAAAUGGUGUGCCUUGGCCAGAUCAAUAUCCCACAUGGGAGUGUUUCCCAGGUUGUAGCUGUGACUUUUUCCUGAUGACCAGAUUGUUUUUCUAAAAGUAAGAAUGUUUGUAGUAAUGUUGAUUGCUAAGCUAUUCUUCUACAUCACAUUGUUAUUCUUUCUGACACUAUAGGGUCAACAUGGGAACCAUCUCAGAUCACACAUUUUUAGAUGGGUUUAAAACAUCUUAUAAAUCAUUAGGCUAAAAAUAGAAUCAGAUGCUAAUGAGAUACUGCAGGUUAUAAUAACUGCUCUUUUUCUGACAACUGAUUGUCAAACUUAAAAUCUGUAUACCUCUCCUUAGAGUGAGAGUGCAAACUCUGGAAAGAUAGUCUAUUUUUUUUUAUAUAGAUAGAUAGGAUUGCCACUUAUUUCCUAUUUAGAUGUAUUGACAUUCUUCCAUAUGAAAAUAUGCAGGCCAUUUGCUUAUUAUAAUUUGAUUACAUUACUUUUGGCUUAAUAAUGAAGCAAAUAAAACUUUCAUAGAACACAUGAGGUGGAUAUUUGAUACACAGAACAUUAAGAUUGGUGAUGGGCUUUCUGUGGGUUAAUAUAGAACCCACAUAUUUUAAUAAUCACUUUUAAAUGAACAAUGCAUGAGGGGAAUGCAAACUCAGUCCUUGGUCUACUUUUAAACUAGUGUAAUAACCCUAGUCAUAUCAUUCAAUAUGUUUGCUUUUUAAAAUAAGUAACCACAAUUGUUUUAACCCUUGCACUUCAAGAGAGCUAGUCUUUACUUUUAGUUGUCUAUUGGGUCAAUUCUGUUUAUUAGAUGAAUGUUAAUAAAAACUGUAUGAGCCUGAAAGAAUUCUCAACCAAAUUUAGUCGUGUUUCAUCUUGAUUGAUGAAAUAAUUUAUUGAUGCCAAAAUAACUUAAUCUACAAUGGCUGCAAGGGAUGAAGAAUUUACCUUAAUUUCAUUGCUCAUUCAACUUUUAAACGCCCAGACUGUAGUUACUCAAGAGCCAAAACUGCAUCUUCUCCAUGUCAUGUAAAGUUCUAAGGUGCUUAGCAGCACUGUACCCUGUGGAGUACUUAGUACCUUUUAUUUGAUAUUCCUGAUGAGGCCUAAAAAAUGAUUCCUUAAAACUUACUAUUAAAAUGAAGCAAAACUGAUAUACCGUUUUCUCUUUUCUCAUAGACCGAAAAAGACAUGUCUAUCAAACUGGUAAUUUAUAUGCAGAAACACCUGCUAUCCUUCAUAUAAGUUUGGUUUAUAUGAACUAGCCUUUCAUUAGUAUUAAAGAUGCUUAAAUUGAACACUGUGAGAUUAACUUCACUUUAAUUCAGACCUGAAGGAAAUGACAAAAACAUUGACUUGAAGCAUUUGGCACAGAAUAUUCCACAUCUCACAAGUUACUUAAAUUUACUUGCCAGAGGGAGAAAAAAAAAAUCAGUCAUUAGAUAAUAACCACAACUGUAGCAGAAAUGCUUUCAGGCUAAAAUACUACUGCUUCAUAAAUGAGACCAUUUUAGCCACUCAACUCAAACAGAAUUAGCUCAGGGUGACUUUUGAAAUGUCUGAUUUAAUGGAGGGGCAGUGUUCUCGAUACCAUCUGUCUACUGGCAGCUUGCUUGGGGUUUUGUUACAUACAUGGUGCAGUCAAAUGCAUGUGGAGGAGGCCUGGCUCAGAACUGCUCAAACUACAUUGGAAUCUCUACAUCUUACUGAGUUUUCUGUAAGUACUGAAGGGCUUUAAAGGGGAAAACACUCUAGUUUUGAAUUUAAAAAUAAAUUUAAUUUGUCCUUUCCUACUUGAUCAUCUUCCAGCUGGCAUAACCUUUAUUUAAAUGCUGUUUAAAACUCUUUGUUAGUGGGGCAUGGUGGCACACCAAUGCUUGUCCCAGCAUUGAGGAGGCUGAGGCUGGAAGAUGACAAAUUUGAGGCCUGCCUAGGUUACGUAAGCGAGAUCAUCUCCAAAAAAAAAAGAAACAAAAAAAAACCCUUGGUUGACAUUAGAAGUUGUGUUAACUUCAGAAUCAUUCUAUGUCCUGAAGAGAUUGACAGGUAUAUUAAAAAGUUGUGUUUGUGACUGAUUUUACAUGAUUAAAAGGCUAUUCUAUGAAUAUAAUUUUUUUUAUGGUGCUAGGGAUCAAACUCAGGGCCUUGUACACGCUAAACAAGCACUCAUGUCUGAGUAACACCACCAGACCUUGGUUUUUUGAGACAGCAUCUUACUAUGUAGCUCAGGCUGGUCUUGAAUUUGGGAUAUGAUUACAGGUGUGCACUACCACACCAGAUAAUUUCUUCUAUUCUUGAUAUUAAAUGGAGGCCCCAAAGUGUAGUCUCUUUUCUUAAAGGACCUAUACAUUCAUUUUGAACUUUAUCUUCUUUCAGGGAUCCUGUCUCUCUAAACUACUAUCUUCAGUAGUUGAGGAUUUUGUUUUCACACAAGCUUUGCUCCUUUUUACCAUAUUCUUAGUGGUUUAAAAAUCCCAAGAGUGACAUGUCAUGCUG
Castor canadensis (American beaver) is the source of this 4028-nucleotide messenger RNA. It is a transcript of the gene Aida, whose product is annotated as axin interactor, dorsalization associated. The record is from RefSeq and is a predicted model, not a curated record. NCBI's taxonomy places the organism in Eukaryota, Metazoa, Chordata, Mammalia, Rodentia, Castoridae. Gene Ontology annotation, cellular component: membrane. Gene Ontology annotation, molecular function: phosphatidylinositol binding. Gene Ontology annotation, biological process: determination of ventral identity.